Molecule: messenger RNA, 758 nt
Organism: Closterium sp. NIES-67
Lineage: Eukaryota; Viridiplantae; Streptophyta; Zygnematophyceae; Desmidiales; Closteriaceae
Source: the annotation of a GenBank genome assembly
CCGACUAACAUGUGCCAGCUUCCGCAUCGGCGCGAAGGGGAAGAAGAUGGCCCUCAAGGCCCGAGAGAAGAAGAGGGCGAAGAACAGCGGGUCCCGAAAGGGCAAGGAAAAGGUAAUGGAGGAGGAGGAGGAGGAGGAGGAGGAGGAGGAGGAGGAGGAGGAGGAGGAGGAGGAGGAGGAGGAGGAGGAGGAGGAGGAGGGAGGAGGAGGAGGAGGAGGAGGAGGAGGAGGAGGAGGAGGAGGAGGAGGAGGAGGAGGAGGAGGAGGAGGAGGAGGAGGAGGAGGAGGAGGAGGAGGAGGAGGAGGAGGAGGAGGAGGAGGAGGAGGAGGAGGAGGAGGAGGAGGAGGAGGAGGAGGAGGAGGAGGAGGAGGAGGAGGAGGAGGAGGAGGAGGAGGAGGAGGAGGAGGAGGAGGAGGAGGAGGAGGAGGAGGAGGAGGAGGAGGAGGAGGAGGAGGAGGAGGAGGAGGAGGAGGAGGCGGAGGCGGAGUGCGACAGCGAUGGCGGUGGACCUGACGACGGGGCUGUCAAGACGGCCGGGGGGGAAGAUCCAUGGGACUGCAGCGACGGAGAUAGCGGGGAGGAGGAGGAGGAGGAUGACGAUGACGACGAGGCAGAGGAGGAGGAGGACGAGGAGGAGUAGGACGAGGUGGUGGAGGAGGAGGAGGAAUAGGACGAGGCGGAGGACUAGGAGGAGGACUAGGAGGGGAAGGAGGAGGAGAGCACACGGUUGAGCGCGACCAGGAGGAGGACUAUGAUA